GGAGGGUGCCCCUACAAAUCCCGGGGGCUAGAGCAGGCCAGGUCAUCUUUGGGUGGUGGAGUGCAAAGGAGGCGACCUGCAACAGAGGAGUCCCGGUCACCAGCAACCAUGACGGACCAGCAGGCUGAGGCCAGGUCCUACCUCAGCGAAGAGAUGAUCGCUGAGUUCAAGGCUGCCUUUGACAUGUUUGAUGCUGAUGGUGGUGGGGACAUCAGCGUCAAGGAGUUGGGCACGGUGAUGAGGAUGCUGGGCCAGACACCCACCAAGGAGGAGCUGGACGCCAUCAUCGAGGAGGUGGAUGAGGACGGCAGCGGCACCAUCGACUUCGAGGAGUUCUUGGUCAUGAUGGUGCGCCAGAUGAAAGAGGACGCGAAAGGGAAGAGCGAGGAGGAGCUGGCCGAGUGCUUCCGCAUCUUCGACAGGAAUGCAGACGGCUACAUCGACCCGGAGGAGCUGGCUGAGAUUUUCAGGGCCUCCGGGGAGCACGUGACGGACGAGGAGAUCGAAUCUCUGAUGAAAGACGGCGACAAGAACAACGACGGCCGCAUUGACUUCGACGAGUUCCUGAAGAUGAUGGAGGGCGUGCAGUAAGGAGUGGACAGUCGCCUCUACCAAGAUCGCUGUCCCUAGGGUGUGGGAGACUCCGCCCUGCCGGGUCCCCACCAGGGAGGCGCGGCCCCUUGUGGGUCUUUGUCUGGAAGGAAUAAAAGCAAAUGUUCCAAAA
Messenger RNA from Pan troglodytes (chimpanzee), 724 nucleotides. It is a transcript of the gene TNNC2, whose product is annotated as troponin C2, fast skeletal type. The transcript is spliced from 6 exons. Bases 109 to 591 code for a protein of 160 amino acids. Gene Ontology annotation, cellular component: myosin II complex. The record is from RefSeq and is a predicted model, not a curated record. NCBI's taxonomy places the organism in Eukaryota, Metazoa, Chordata, Mammalia, Primates, Hominidae. Gene Ontology annotation, molecular function: calcium ion binding.